Molecule: messenger RNA, 348 nt
Organism: Knipowitschia caucasica
Lineage: Eukaryota; Metazoa; Chordata; Actinopteri; Gobiiformes; Gobiidae
Source: the annotation of a GenBank genome assembly
AUGUUGUGUCCACAGACCAAAAGCUACAUGUGCAGCAGCCAAGGCAGUGUGCUGUGCUUCACUGUGGACUUUGACUCCGGCUUCAGCUGCUCUCAAAGUCCUUCCAAGACUUUGCUGUGGCGAUACAAGUUUUCUCAGCUCAAAGGAUCAUCGGACGACGGAAAAACAAGGGUCAAGCUUCUGUUCAAGAACCCUGACAGCCAGCAGAUCGACAUGAAGGAGCUGGAGUUUGCAAACCUAACGGCCGUCCUCCACUGCAUCCACUCCUUCAUCGCUGCCAAAGUGGCUUCUAUGGACCCUCUGUUCAUGUGCACCCAGACUUUCCCUGGGAACCUCUCAAACUCCUGA